CCGCACAUUCAUCACACUGUAUUUUUUUUUAGUUUUUUGUACUGCAAACACUUUAUUUAAAUUAUUUUAUCUCCAAUGCGCUUGCUCUCUCCCAGCUUGCUUCCCAGCGCCGCUGCAUUGGCCCUGCUUAUGGCUGCACAUGCCAAACAAGUCUACGAGUAUUGGGAUAUUGGCUACCUAAUCACCAACCGUGGAAUACCCAACUUGGAAUCCAAGAAGGCCAUCGGAGUAAACAACCAUUUCCCGCUGCCCGUUGUUCGCGCUGACAAGGGCGACACUCUUAUUCUCAACGUCCACAACUCGCUUGACGUGGGCACCUCCCUGCACGCACACGGUCUCUUCCAGCGCGGCACCAACUACUACGAUGGCGUGCCCAUGACCACCGCAUGCCCGAUUGCACCUGGAACCAACUUUACGUAUUACAUUCCGCUGGACCAGGCAGGGACAUACUGGAUCCACGGACACUCUAAGGAACAGAACUUUGAUGGCCUACGCACUCCCCUGAUCAUCAAUGAGCCCGAGGAUCCGCACAACAAAAUCGAUGAGGAGUUUUUGUUUACCUUCGAGGAUUGGUGGCCGAUCACCUUUGAGCAAAGCAUGGAUAUUAUCGCAGCGCCCCACGGUCUUGAAUAUAUAUUCGGGAAGCUGCCUGGGGCGCUGAUCAACGGCUAUGAUGGGGCACUGGCGAGACCGCUGGCGUUUCAACCGGGAAAAACAUACCGCAUCCGCUUAGUCAAUAUGGCCAGCAUGCCGGAGGCCGAGUUCGUCAUUGACGACCAUGACCUGCAGAUAAUUGAAGUGGAUGGCGUCAGAACCAAGCCCAAAACCGUGAAAGUAGUCCGCCUAGCUCCCGGACAACGCCUCUCUGUGUUAGUCAAGGCCAAGCCAUCAUCCAACCUCAACUACAACUACCACAUCACCAUAAUGGGCGACUACUUGCCGUCUAUCCCCGGAAUUUUCCCGAUAACUCACACCUCCCCAAUCAUCUACAACAAUAAGAGCACAGAGUUUGCGCCCACAGCCAUGCCGCUGGCCUCUGAGCCAUUCGAUGAUAUUAACAUUGAAUCACUCGAGUAUCUCCCCGCACUUAUUGCUGACCGCUCCCUCUUCCUCAACCUAACCUCUGGCUUUACCGAAAAUGAAUACAGCCACCGCGAAUCCAUCAACUUCAAAGUGUACCGCGACCCAAUUGUCCCCACCAUGUUCACCGCCCUGACAACUCCGGAUUCCAUGGCGAUUAACCCAAUAACCUACGGCCCGCAAACCUCCGCCCAUGUUCUUAAAUACGACGAGGUUAUUGAAGUUCUCCUAUGGAGUCCCACAGAGCGUCCGCACCCAAUCCACCUUCACGGCCAUGUAUUCCAGGUGAUCGAGCGCGGAUCAGUCAAGGACAAAACCGGUGCAGCACGCAAAAUCGUACCACAACACAUUGCAGGUUACUCUCCGCUAAUGAGGGAUACUGUAAUGGUUGAUGUGGGUAAUUAUGUGGUUAUUAGAUUUAGGGCGGAUAACCCGGGUGUGUGGAAUUUGCACUGCCAUUUUGAUUGGCAUAUGGGCCAGGGAAUGAAUAUGCUGUUUGUGGAAGCGCCCAAACAGAUGAAAGAGAUUUUGAAGGUCCCCGAGCAGAUAGCCGAACAAUGCAGGAGGCAGGGGAUCCCUGUAGAGGGCAAUGUUGUUGGCCGAACUACUUAUAAUUAUGAUGGCGCUCCGGACUUGCCGCACCUGCAUCUAACCUCCCCAUUUGUCUAAAAACAAAUCUUGCUUUUUUUGUUUUUUGAGAAGAUAAUUUACACAUAGCUGUCAACUCAAGAUAAGCGAAAGCUAUAAUAAUAAUAAUAAUAAUAAUAAUAAUAAUAAUAAUAA
Kickxella alabastrina is the source of this 1863-nucleotide messenger RNA. Its product is annotated as multicopper oxidase-domain-containing protein. The record is from RefSeq and is a predicted model, not a curated record. The transcript has a single exon. The coding region runs from base 76 to 1749 and encodes 557 amino acids. Gene Ontology annotation, molecular function: oxidoreductase activity; copper ion binding. Lineage: Eukaryota; Fungi; Kickxellomycota; Kickxellomycetes; Kickxellales; Kickxellaceae.